This is a messenger RNA of Musa acuminata AAA Group (dessert banana), 621 nucleotides long. RefSeq names its product protein GL2-INTERACTING REPRESSOR 1-like. NCBI's taxonomy places the organism in Eukaryota, Viridiplantae, Streptophyta, Magnoliopsida, Zingiberales, Musaceae. Bases 1 to 489 code for a protein of 162 amino acids. The transcript is spliced from 2 exons. The record is from RefSeq and is a predicted model, not a curated record.
AUGGCAUCGGAGGCUCAUCUUCCCCACCACAACACUGGUAAACGGCGUGCACGCGUAGUGGUGGAGAUUCCACCCCUUGCUCUUCUUCCCCGUCGAUCCACUCGUCGUCAAUCUUCUCUACUGCUCAAGGUUGCUGCCUCUCCUCCAGCUUCUGAGAGAACAAGGAUGAGCCGCCGCAGCAACCAUGGGAAGAGUCACAAGGUUGACCUGAAGCUGAACCUUGCGCCGCCGAUGAGGGAAGACGCAUCAAGAAGGGCAGCCACCGUCGUCGACUCCCCCCGUGGGUCGUCGUCAUCCUCCUCGUGCCUAUCGUCGGAGACCGAGCAGGGGCUGCCGUGCCAAACCAGCCCCGAGGCGACGUCGAUGGUGCUCGCCGCCUGCCCCCGAUGCCUCAUGUACGUGAUGCUCCCCGAGGAGGACCCCAAGUGCUGCCCCAAGUGCAAAAACGCCGUUCUUCUCGACUUCCUCUGCAGCAACAGGAAAACCUGAACCAGUCUCGUCCUCUCUCUCUCUCUCUCUCUCUCUCUCUCUCUCUCUCCUGUUUCCCCUUCUCUUCCUGCUAAAGAUGAUGCAAACAUGGACACAAAGGAUCAACUCAGUACUGUGAUGAUUAAAUGUGCA